Molecule: messenger RNA, 2118 nt
Organism: Motacilla alba alba
Lineage: Eukaryota; Metazoa; Chordata; Aves; Passeriformes; Motacillidae
Gene: DIPK2B
Product: divergent protein kinase domain 2B
Exons: 5
Coding region: 180-1475 (431 amino acids)
Source: RefSeq, a predicted model, not a curated record
AACCUCAAGCCAAGAGAGCCAGUGACCAGCUGGCAGGAUGGGGACUACAGCAGUGUCUCCUGCACCCAGAGUGUCUUGCUGUGUUUCGGGGCUCACCACUGCAGGCUGAAGUCAUCAAAAAGAGGCUGAAAUCCUAGAGAGACACAACUUGCAAAAAGCAGAGCUCUCCACUACUGUAGAUGGGGCGCUGGAUAUGCUGCCUUUGCUCCAGAGCUGCAGAUCCAUUGAUGCUGCUCCUGGUUUUGGCUCUGGGCUGUAACCCUUCCACAGCAGCAGCAGCAGCUUCUCCACCUGUGCCCCACGUCAAACCCAGCUACAGUUUUGGCCGGACUUUCCUGGGACUUGAUAAAUGCAACGCCUGCAUUGGGACAUCCAUAUGCAAGAAGUUCUUUAAAGAGGAGAUAAGGUUUGACACCUGGCUUUCUUCUCAUUUAAAGCUGCCGCCCAGCUCCCUGCUCAGCUACUCGGGCAACUACACGGACGAUGCCAAGAGCUGGCGGCUGGUGGACAUCACCCGCCUGACCUCCAAAUACCAGCACGACCGGGCGGACAAGCGCAUCUGCACCUCCCUGCUCAAGACCAAGAGCUGCAGCCUGGAGCGCGCCCUGCGCCGCACCCAGCGCUUCCAGAAGUGGCUGCGGGCCAAGCGCCUCACGCCCGACCUGGUCCAGGGCCUGUCCAGCCCCAUGCUGCGCUGCCCGUCCCAGCGCCUCCUGGACAGGAUCGUGCGGCGCUACGCCGAGGUGCCGGACGCCGGCAGCAUCUACAUGGAUCACCUGACGGACCGGGACAAGCUGCGCCUGCUGUACACCCUGGCAGUGAACUCACACCCCAUCCUCUUACAGAUCUUCCCCGACGUGGAGGGCUGGCCCUUCCCACGGUACCUGGGCUCCUGCGGGCGCCUGCUGGUCAGCGCCAGCACCCGGCCCCUGCGCGACUUCUUCGGCGCGGCGCCCGAGGUGGCCGCAGACCUGGCCCUGCAGCUCCUGGCCGUGCUGCGCUCCAUGGCCACCAACGACCUCAACUACUUCUUCUACUUCACCCACGUGGACGCUGGCACCUUCGGCGUGUUCAGCAAUGGGCAUCUGUUCAUCCGGGAUGCCAGCACGCUGGGCAUCAUCGACAAGGAGGAAGGGAGCCAGCUGAUCGACGGCCAACAGGAGUAUAAAGACAUCUUCAGCUGCCUGACUGUGGACUGCCAGUCUGCAUUUGUGUCCUGUGACUCCAUCAGGGAGAAGCACAGCCUUGUCCUGGUGUGUCAAGACCUUCUUCCGAAGCUGCUGACGGGGAAGUUCCUGCCCCCCGUGCAGGAGAGGAUCGAUGCCUUCCUGCAGCGCUGCGCCCGCGGCCUCGGUGACGACCGCGGUGCCAGCGAGGCCAUGGCGGAGCUGGCAGAGAUCCUGAAACCUCUGCGGUCCUGCGACUCCCGCUUCGCCUACCGCUACCCUGACUGCAGAUACAGUGACAAAUACUGACACAGGAGCUGUCCCUGGCAAGGACUGGGCCGGUGACAGCCCCCUCCCAGCGCAGGAAGCGAGAAGGAACCAGGGUGGCUGGAAAGAGCUGCCCCGAAUCCGGGGCGUUCUCGGUGUAGGAGGGAGCAGAGUGCACAUGGGAUUUAUUAUUCAUCUCCCAGAGAUGCGUUUGUUACGUAGGAUAUAGGCAUGGUGUAUGGUUUAUGGAUUAUUAACAUUGUCAUGACUGACAAGGGGCCACAGGAUUAAUAAAUCUCAUUCUCGUGUUUUGGCCUUGCAAGAGUUUCCCAUGCCAUUUGUUGAAAAGCAAGGCAGGAUGCUCACAACCAGCUUGAUAGAGGAUUUUUAUUGCCAAGAAACUCUUUCUGAUGGAGAUGAUAUAUAAAAAUAUGGGAUGGAUGGAUGGAUGGAUGGAUGGAUGGAUGGAUGGAUGGAUGGAUGGAUGGAUGGAUGGAUGGAUGCAUUUAAGAGUUUCCCUGUGGCUAUUUUUAAUGUGCUAAGAAUCAUAGAUAAAUGGAACAACCAGAUCAGUUCUGUACCAUCACCCAUCACAGCUCACUUUUAUAAAGUAUUUUAAUUUUAUUACUUUGGUGACACACAGAACAAAAAGACACUAUCGAAAGCAUUAAAAAGCUGAAAGGUU